Molecule: messenger RNA, 2685 nt
Organism: Fusarium redolens
Lineage: Eukaryota; Fungi; Ascomycota; Sordariomycetes; Hypocreales; Nectriaceae
Product: NADP-dependent oxidoreductase domain-containing protein
Exons: 8
Coding region: 1-2685 (894 amino acids)
Source: RefSeq, a predicted model, not a curated record
AUGACCCCACCUCCAUCUACCUCCCGACCUCCGAAAAACCCUCCGAGUUCUCCAUGUGAAGCCUCAGGUAUAGAAUGUACCUUCAAUCGUUCACAAGGGACGAGAGGGCCUAGAGGAUUGAGGCCAAGAACGCUGGAUAAGAUUGAGCGAAGACGCCAAGGUGAUGGAGUAAAGAGCGAUACCUCAAGCCCAGAUCAAGCUAUUGCCAAGAAAUCACCGUCACCUGUUGACGAAGUAACUUGUUUACUUGACAUUCUAGAGGUUUAUUCUGAAAGACUGUACCCUAUCUGGCCCAUCGUCGAUGCAACCGACCUAAGGAACAAAAUUCGACAGAAUCCCAGUGAAGGCGGUGCAGCAAGAUGUCUUGCUAAUGCUGUGGCUCUUGCUGCUAUUGCUCAAUUGAAACUGGGCACUGCAUGGCGCCCCAGUGUGGAGGAAGCGGAAACAAGUGGGCUGAGUGAGAAGCUGGGUCUAUUAGAUGCUCUAAGGAUCUCCUUCUUCUUACAUAUUUAUCAUGAGAAUGCUUUGCCCGGAGGCACAAAGUCGCUUGUGUACUUGCGUGAAGCUAUUACGCAGGCACAAAUAUUGAGGCUUGAUCGUGAGUCUACAUAUCCUUCGCUAUCAGAAGCCGAUCAACAUGUUUCGCGACGGAUUCUCUGGUUACUGUUUGUCACUGAGAGAGGUGUUGCCCUGCUGCACAAGCUUCCCAUAGUACUCAAACCAAACAUCCUCUUCCCUUGGUUCGGAGGAGCUGAUGACCGUGCUGAGGUUCUACCAGCAUUUCUGAAGUUGGUUCAUCUGUUCUGGGUCUUUGAUCAGUCCAACAUCUUCGAGAUACUUCACAACAUCGACGCGGACUCAGACAUACCCAACAUGGCCUCCGUGGCUCAAAGUUGCCUGGAGCUUCUUCAGCAAAAGCUUCUCGACUCAGCUGACAAUGACGAUUGGGGCCCGAUAAAUGAAGUCCAGCGAGCAGACAUGUUUGUUACAAGACAGUGGAUGCGUGCUGUUUUAUGGCGAGCGGCUCUUCGAUUUGGGAUUGUCAUACCCUCCAUGAACCCGAUCAACAUCGCCAAGGACUUCCUGAGUCUGGUUUCUGAGCUUCCAAAGGCUGCGCUUGAGUCUCAUGGGCCGACGCUGGAAUUCAAGACAUUCGAGAUUGCUACAGCAGUGAUCGAUGCAAUUGCGAGCGAUCACUCAAUACAGAACGACCAAUCUGGCCCAAUACUCCAUCAACUACGCGACAUACUUUCGUCCUGUCGAGGAGGCAAUCGUACUUUACUCUCACUUCUCACAAUACGAAUGGAUGCAAUCUUCAAUUCAGGCCGCAUGCUUGAAGCAUCAGAAGGCGAUGCAGUGGCCUUUGAGACAAACCUCCCGUCAACCUUUCAAGAUACUGCCGAGCUUUUGACGGCACAACCGAACCUCACGAUGCCGACAUACCAAUUCAUGGAAGGCCAGGCUUCUCAAAUUUGCUGGCCACCUCUAGACCUCGGCUAUUUGGUUCGAUCGCCGUCGCCGCUUACUCGCAUGCUACUGGAGUCGAUGCCCCGCGAUGUUGCUGAGCAAGAUGAGAAACAUUCACAUUGCAAAGAAUUCCUUCACAAAGGCCUCAUAAACGUUACAAUGGCUUGGGCUGAACCUAGAAACACUGGUAUGAUCUACCGCCGUCUCGGUAGAUCUGGUUUACAUGUCUCUGCGAUUGGUCUCGGUAGCUGGAUGACCUAUGGAGGUUACGCUCAAGAUGAGGAGGCAUUUGCUUGCAUGAAGAAGGCUUACGACCUCGGAAUCAACUUUUUCGACACCGCUGAGAACUACACUGCUGGCCAGGCUGAGAUUGUUAUGGGAAAGGCUAUUAAGCACUUUGGGUGGAAGCGAAGCGAUUUGGUCAUUAGCACAAAGAUCAACUGGGGCGCUGUCAAUGGAGAGAUUCUUGUCAACAACCAUGGUCUCUCAAGAAAGCACAUUAUUGAGGGCCUGGACGCCUCAUUGGAGCGUCUUCAACUCGACUACGUGGACAUUGUCUACGCUCACAGGCCAGACAGAUUGACUCCUAUGGAGGAGACUGUCCGAGCUUUCAACUACCUGAUUGACAAUGGAAAGGCUUUCUACUGGGGUACAUCAGAGUGGUCCGCCGAUGAGAUUGCCGAAGCUGUCGGAAUCGCUCGUGAUCUAAGAAUGAUUGGACCUAUCGCCGAGCAACCCUUUUAUAACAUCCUCGUCAGAGACAGAGUGGAAGGCCAAUUCCAACGCCUAUACGAGCGCACUGGUCUCGGUAUCACUUCAUUCUCCCCUCUAAAAAUGGGCGUCCUCAGUGGAAAGUACAACGACAUAGUUGACGGCAAGCCCCCCAAGGACUCCCGUUUUGAGGCCAGCAAGGACAACUUUGCCGACUUCAUGCGUGGUCGCAUUGGCACUGAUGACUGGAAGGAGGAGAUCGACAAGGUUCGCCAGUUGAAGCCCAUUGCUGAUAAGUUGGGCAUCAGCCAGGCUCAACUUGGUAUUGCGUGGUGUCUUAAGAAUCCUAAUGUUACCAGUGUUAUUACUGGUGCCAGCAGGCCUGAGCAGUUGGAUGAUACUGUUGCUUCGCUGAAGAUUCUUGAUAAGUUGACGCCACAGAUUAUGGAGGAGAUUGACGCUAUUACGAAGAACAAGGUUGAGAUGGACCCUGCUAGACAGAGCUAG